CACAACACCGUGAGAGCCAUAGGACUCAUGCUGUCCUCCAGCACACCCACACACACUAGCACCAAGAGCAAGAGACAGUGAGAGAGAGAGAGAGAGAGAGAGAGAGAGAGAGAGAGGGGUACAGCAACAAGGAAGGAAGGAGAGUGACUGAGAGAGAGAGAGAGAGAGAGAGAGAGAGAGAGAGAGAGGUGCAACGUGGAGACAGAGAGGGAGGGACAAGACAAAAGGAGAUAAAAAAUCCAAAUCCUGAAGAGAGAAAACUAAAGGAUUUUCUCUUCUCUCCCGAGGAGCUGCGAAUAACCCUCGGCGAAGGAUGGCAGAAGGGGGAGAUGGAGAGGAGGAGAUUCAGUUCCUGCGAACGGAUGACCAGGUCGUUCUCCAGUGCACUGCCUCCAUCCUGAAGGAGCAGAUUAAACUUUGUCUGUCCUGCGAGGGCUUCGGGAACCGUCUCUGCUUCCUUGAAACCACAUCCAAUGCUCAGAAUGUGCCCCCGGACUUGGCCAUAUGCACCUUUAUUCUGGAGCAGUCCCUGUCGGUCCGUGCUCUGCAGGAGAUGCUGGCCAACACAGUGGAGAUGACCGAGGUAGGAUCGUCCCAAGGUGGAGGCCAUCGUACCUUACUGUACGGUCAUGCCAUCCUUCUGAGACACAACCACUCAAGCAUGUACCUGAGCUGUUUGACGACAUCUCGGUCACUCACAGACAAGCUGGCCUUUGACGUGGGCUUACAAGAAGACUCCACUGGUGAGGCAUGUUGGUGGACCAUUCAUCCAGCCUCUAAGCAGAGGUCAGAAGGUGAGAAGGUCAGAGUGGGUGACGACCUCAUCCUCGUCAGUGUGUCCUCUGAGAGAUACCUGCAUCUGUCCUAUGCCAGUGGAGAUCUGAUGGUGGAUGCCUCCUUCAUGCAGACCCUGUGGAAUAUGAACCCAAUUAGUUCAGGAUGUGAACUAGCUGAGGGGUUUCUGACAGGCGGUCACGUUCUCAGGCUGUUCCACGGCCAUAUGGACGAGUGUCUGGCCAUCUCUACACCAGAAGAAGGCGAGGAAAAGCGAAGGAUGGCUCAUUAUGAAGGCGGUGCUGUGUGCAGUCAGGCUCGAUCCCUGUGGAGGUUGGAGCCUCUGAGAAUCAGUUGGAGUGGUAGCCACAUGAAGUGGGGGCAGUCUUUCCGCAUUCGCCACAUCACCACAGGCCGGUACCUGUGUCUGGAUGAGGAGAAGGGUCUAUUGGUAGUCGACCCAGAGAGGGCCAACACCAAACUGUCUGCUUUCUGCUUCCGUGUGUCAAAGCAGGAGAAGGUGGAUGUGGCUCAUAAGCGUGAUGUUGAGGGGAUGGGCAUUCCUGAGAUAAAGUACGGAGAGUCCAUGUGCUUCGUCCAGCAUGUGUCCACAGGCCUGUGGCUCACAUACGCCGCACUAGAUGCCAAAGCUGCUCGUCUGGGAAUGAUGAAAAGGAAGGUCAUUCUGCAUCAGGAGGGUCAUAUGGACGAUGCUCUAACUGUGUCCCGCUCCCAAACUGAAGAGUCUCAGGCUGCUCGUAUGAUUUACAGCACUAUGGGCCUCUUCAGGCAGUUCAUCAAUGGAAAGAACAAGUCCCCGGAGUCUGUGUCACUUCCUCUGGAGGGAGUCAUCCUCUCUCUUCAGGAUCUCAUCUUCUACUUUCGUCCCCCCGAGGAGGAACUGGAGCACGAGGAGAAGCAGACCAAGCUCCGCUCCCUCCGCAACCGGCAGAACCUCUUCCAAGAAGAGGGAAUGAUCACCAUCGUGCUGGAGUGCAUCGACCGCCUCAAUGUGUACAACACUGCUGCUCACUUCUCUGACUUUGCCGGAGAGGAAGCUGCAGAGUCCUGGAAGGAGAUUGUCAACCUCCUUUAUGAACUGCUGGCUUCUCUAAUCAGGGGGAACCGCUCAAAUUGCGCUUUGUUCUGUGACAACCUGGACUGGCUGGUCAGCAAGCUGGACCGUCUGGAGGCCUCCUCAGGUAUUCUUGAGGUGCUGUACUGUGUGCUAAUUGAAAGCCCUGAGGUUUUAAACAUCAUCCAGGAGAAUCACAUUAAAUCCAUCAUCUCUCUGCUGGACAAGCACGGAAGGAACCACAAGGUCCUGGAUGUUUUGCGCUCUCUUUGUGUGUGUAAUGGUGUCGCUGUGAGGUCCAAUCAGAACCUCAUCACUGAAAACCUGCUUCCGGGUCGUGACCUCUUGCUGCAGACCAAUAUUGUAAAUUAUGCCACCAGUGUCAGGCCCAACAUCUUCCUGGGUACAUGUGAGGGGUCCACGCAGUAUAAGAAGUGGUACUUUGAGUUGAUGGUAGACUAUGUGGAGCCCUUUGUGACAGCACAGGCCUCUCAUCUGCGUGUUGGCUGGGCUAUGACGGAGGGCUACAGCCCCUACCCUGGAGGAGGAGAAGGCUGGGGAGGCAACGGUGUGGGAGAUGAUCUGUACUCUUAUGGCUAUGAUGGACUGCACUUGUGGUCAGGUACCGUACCACGCCAGGUGGCUUCGCCCAGCACACACACUCUGGCUGCUGAUGAUGUCGUCAGCUGUUGUCUUGAUCUGAGCGUGCCCAGUAUCUCCUUCCGUAUUAACGGCCACCCGGUUCAGGGCAUGUUUGAAAACUUCAAUGUGGACGGCCUCUUCUUCCCUGUCCUCAGUUUCUCUGCCGGAAUCAAAGCUCGCUUCCUCCUUGGUGGUCGUCACGGAGACUUCAAAUUCAUGCCCCCACCUGGCUAUGCCCCAUGCUACGAGGCUCUGCUGCCCCGAGAGAGGAUGCGCAUUGAACCCAUCAAAGAGUACAAGCAUGACUUUGACGGUGUGCGCAACCUACUGGGUCCCACAAGGUCCCUCACCCAUACCUCGUUCACCCCCUGCCCUGUGGACACUGUUCAGAUUGUGUUGCCACCCCACUUGGAGCGUAUUCGAGAGAAGCUGGCGGAGAAUAUUCAUGAGCUCUGGGCUAUCACUCGUAUCGAGCAGGGCUGGACCUACGGGACUUUUAGAGAUGACAACAAAAAACUUCACCCCUGUCUGGUGGACUUCCAGAGUCUCCCUGAACCAGAGAGGAACUAUAACCUGCAGAUGUCUGGAGAGACUCUCAAGACUCUCCUGGCGCUGGGUUGCCACGUUGGUAUGGGUGACGAGAAAGCAGAAGAGAAUCUCAAAAAGAUCAAGCUGCCCAAGACCUAUGUGAUGAGCAAUGGAUACAAGCCUGCCCCCCUUGACCUCAACCAUGUCAGGCUGACACCCAACCAGAACCAGCUUGUGGAAAAACUGGCAGAAAAUGGACAUAAUGUUUGGGCAAGGGACCGGGUACGGCAAGGAUGGACCUACAGUAUUGUCCAGGACAUCUUGAAUAAGCGAAACCCUCGUCUGGUACCCUACAACUUGCUGGACGAGAGAACUAAGAAAACCAACCGAGACAGUGUUAACAACGCUGUCCGCACCCUCAUUGGCUACGGCUACAACAUUGAGCCUCCAGAUCAGGAGAGCACUGGCCAUGGCCUUGAGAACAUCCGAGGUGACAAAGUACGAAUCUUCAGGGCAGAGAAGUCGUACGCUGUCACCCAAGGAAAGUGGUACUUUGAGUUUGAGGCAGUGACCAUUGGGGAGAUGAGAGUGGGCUGGGCUCGUCCUAAUGUCCGCUCCGAUACUGAACUGGGAGCAGAUGAACUAGCCUACGUCUUUAAUGGCAACAAGGCUCAAAGAUGGCAUGUUGGCAAUGAUCCUUUCGGUCGCCAGUGGCAGUCUGGUGAUGUAGUCGGUUGUAUGAUUGACCUGACUGAGAUGAACAUCAUGUUCACGCUCAACGGAGAAAUGUUGAUCAGCGACUCAGGCUCGGAUAUGGCUUUCAAAGACAUUGAAAUUGGGGAAGGUUUUAUCCCAGUGUGUGCCCUGGGACUGUCUCAGAUUGGAAGGAUUAAUCUUGGUCAAAAUGUCAGCAGUCUGCGCUACUUUGCGAUCUGUGGCCUGCAGGAAGGAUUUGAGCCCUUUGCCAUCAAUAUGAAGCGAGACAUUACCAUGUGGUUCAGUAAAAGCUUACCCCAGUUUGUGCCUGUACCACCUGAUCACCAGCAUGUUGAGGUGUCCCGUGUGGAUGGGACAGUGGACAGCGCACCGUGUCUGAAGCUGACCCAUAAGACCUUUGGGUCGCAGAACGCCAAUACAGAUAUGAUGUUCCUCAGACUCAGCAUGCCAGUCCAGUUCCACGAGACCUUCAAGGUCCACGCGGGCACCACACUGCUCACCGGUGUCCUCACCAUACCCGAGGAGGAGGUGAUAGUGGUGGAGCCCGACUCCGAGUUUGAAGUUCUGAAGAAGUCUGCCAGCCGUAAGGAGCAGGAUGAGGAUAAGAAAGAGGCGUCAAUACCAAAGGAUGUCUCUCUGGAAAAUGAGAAGGACACUCUGUCAGAAAAAGGAAAGAAAAGAGGAUUCUUCUCAAAGGCCAGGAAGGCUGCCAUGACACCUCUUAACCCUCCUCCUGCCCCUCCAACGGUGCCACGUUUGAUGGAAGACGUGGUUCCGGAUGACAGAGAUGACCCUGAGAUCAUCCUAAAUACCACCACUUAUUACUACUCUGUGAGGAUCUUUGCCGGGCAGGAGCCCUCUGGUGUGUGGAUCGGCUGGGUCACCCCUGACUACCACCAGUUUGAUCCGACCUUUGACCUCACCAAAGUACGCAGUGUCACUGUCACUGUGGGAGAUGACAGAGGCAACAUACAUGACAGUAUGAAGCACAGUAACUGUUACAUGGUUUGGGGAGGGGACCUGGUCAGCACUCAGCAAACCCGCUUCAGCCAGGAGGACAUGGUGAUUGGCUGCCUGGUCGACCUCGAUACAGGUCUCAUGACUUUUACAGCUAAUGGAAAGGAGAUUAACACCUUCUACCAGGUGGAGCCCAAUACCAAGCUGUUCCCCGCUGUCUUCAUUCAGCCCUCCAGUCAGAACAUGUUGCAGCUGGAGCUGGGCAAACUUAAGAACAUCAUGCCCAUCUCAGCAGCUAUGUUCCGCAGCGAGCAUAAUAACGCAGUCCCGCAGUGCCCUCCCAGGCUGGAUGUCCAGAUGCUGACCCCAGUUAUCUGGAGUCGUAUGCCUAAUCACUUCCUCGACCCGGAGGUGGGCAGAGUGAGCGAGAGGCUGGGCUGGAUGGUAGAGUGUACUGAACCUCUCAUCAUGAUGGCCCUGCACAUCCCGGAGGAGAACAGGUGUAUUGACAUACUGGAGCUGUCGGAGCGCCAGGAUCUGAUGAAGUUUCACUACCACACCCUCAUGCUCUACUGCGCUGUCUGUGCACUGGGCAACAACCGUGUAGCUCAUGCCCUGUGCAGCCAUGUUGAUGAAUCCCAGCUUUUCUACGCCAUUGAAAACACCUAUUUACCCGGACCUCUCCGCAGCGGCUACUACGACCUGCUCAUCAGCAUCCACCUAGAGUCUGCCAAGCGGGCACGCCUGGGCACCAACAGGGAGUUUAUUGUCCCCAUGACUGAGCAGACUCUCAGCAUCAAGCUCUAUCCUGAUGAAAAGAAGGCCCAUUCUCUCCCAGGUGUGGGUCUCACCACCUGCUUACGACCCAAACUACAUUUCUCAUCUAUCAACUUUGUCGGCACCGAUCCUGAUCUGUACACCCUUAGUCCCAUCUUCCCUCUGCAGGAGUUGAAGACCAAGGCUAUUAGCAUGCUAACAGAGGCUGUGCUGGAUGGUAGUCAGGCUAUGCGGGAUCCAGUAGGAGGCAGCGUAGAAUUCCACUUUGUCCCAAUCCUGAAACUCAUCAGUACACUGCUCAUCAUGGGCAUCUUCAAUGACGACGACACCAAGCACAUCCUCAAGAUGAUCGAUCCCAACGUUUUCAGUGGAAAGGAAGAGGAAGAGGAGGAGGCAGCAGCAGAGGUAGCUGAGGCGGGUGCAGCUCCUGAAGGGGAAAGUGGAGAAGCAAAGGAGGAGCUGACGGAGGAAUUAGCCGAGGAACUUGAGGAUGAAGGGGUUGGCGAAGAGGAAGAGGAGCUGAAAGAUCUAGAGAAAGAAGAUGAGGAGGAAGAAGGGGAGGAGGAGGAGGAGGAAGAAGAGACUGAGCCUAAGGAGGAAGGAGAAGAGGAGGAGAAGGAGGAAGGAGAGAGAGAGGCCAAAGGUGGAAAAGUGGAUGGCGAAAAGAUGGAGGAGGAGAAGGAGGCAGAGGCACUGGAGGCAGUAUUGAAAGAGGAAGAGGAGGGUCUUGAGGAGGGAUUACUCCAGAUGAAGUUGCCUGAGUCUGUCAAACUGCAGAUGUGCACGCUGCUGCAGUACUUCUGUGACUGUGAGCUGCGACACAGAGUGGAAGGCAUUGUGGCCUAUUCAGACCAGUUUGUCAACCAUAUUCAGACAAACCAGCGAGUUCGUUACAACCUGUUGAUGAGAGCUUUCACCAUGUCCGCUGCUGAGACUGCACGCAAGACUCGCGAGUUCCGUUCACCGCCACAAGACCAGGUCCUUAUGCUGACCAAUUUUAAGCACUGUCCAGAGCAUGAGGAAUGUCCAGUGCCUGAGCAUGUGCGGGACACUCUGGGAGAGUUUCACAAUGACAUCUUGCUUCACUGCGGCAUACAUAUUGAGGAGGAGGAGGUGGAGGAGGAGGUGGACACAUCACUGAGAGGCAGACUCCUCAGUAUGGUGGACAGAAUAAGGAACUUGCGCUCGAAGCAGGAACAUGAGGAGCCAGAGGUCGAGGAGGAACUAAAACCCAGCACCCUUCAGGAGCUGAUCUCCCACACCAUGAUUCACUGGGCUCAGGAGUCGUUCAUCCAGAACCCUGAGCUGGUGCGUCUCAUGUUCAGCCUUCUCCACAGGCAGUAUGACGGACUCGGCGAGCUGACCCGAGCGCUGCCCAAAGCCUACUCCAUCAACGCGGUGUCUUAUCAGGACACCAUGGACCUGCUGGAAUGUUUGGGACAGAUCCGCUCACUGCUCAUCGUCCAGAUGGGCCCAGAGGAGGAGCGGCUCAUGAUCCAGAGCAUUGGGAACAUCAUGAACAACAAGGUGUUCUACCAACACCCCAAUUUGAUGAGAGCUCUUGGUAUGCAUGAGACUGUCAUGGAAGUGAUGGUCAAUGUAUUGGGCGGAGGAGGAGACUCAAAGGAGAUUCGAUUCCCCCAAAUGGUGACAAACUGCUGCCGUUUCCUGUGUUACUUCUGUCGUAUCAGCAGACAGAACCAGCGCUCCAUGUUUGACCAUCUGAGCUACCUGCUACAGAACAGCGGCAUCGGCUUGGGUCAGUGCAUGCGUGGGUCCACCCCUCUGGAUGUGGCUGCUGCUUCCUGCAUUGACAACAACGAGCUGGCCUUGGCUCUGCAGGAGCAGGACCUGGAAAUGGUGGUGACGUACUUGGCGGGUUGCGGGCUGCAGAUGUGUCCAAUGCUCAUGUCUAAGGGCUACCCUGACAUCGGCUGGAACCCCUGUGGAGGGGAGAGAUACCUGGAUUUCCUCCGCUUUGCAGUCUUUGUUAAUGGAGAGAGCGUGGAGGAGAACGCCAACGUUGUGGUGCGUCUGCUCAUCCGUCGGCCCGAGUGUUUCGGCCCGGCCCUGAGAGGAGAGGGUGGGAACGGUCUGCUGGCUGCCAUGGAGGAGGCCAUCAAGAUCUCAGAGGAUCCGGCGAGGGACGGACCCACUGUCAAAAAAGACAGGCGCUUCAUGUUUGGUGGUGAGGAACAGCAGGAGGAGAACCGCGUGCAUCUGGGAAAUGCCAUCAUGUCCUUCUACUCAGCCCUCAUCGAUCUGCUGGGCCGCUGCGCUCCUGAGAUGCAUCUGAUCCAAGCAGGCAAGGGUGAAGCUCUGAGAAUCAGGGCUAUCUUGAGGUCUCUGGUGCCCAUAGAGGAUCUGGUGGGAGUCAUCAGCUUGUCUGUGCAGAUUCCAGCCUACGGCAAAGAUGGUCAGAUUAUUGAGCCCAAGAUGUCUGCAAGUUUUGUGCCAGACCACAAGGCCUCCAUGGUGCUGUUCCUUGACAGAGUCUACGGUAUUGAUAACCAGGACUUCCUGCUGCAUGUCCUGGAGGUCGGCUUCCUGCCGGACAUGAGAGCUUCAGCUUCUCUGGACACUGUAACAUUCUGUACCACUGAAAUGGCCUUGGCACUAAACCGCUACCUUUGUUCAGCUGUUCUGCCUCUGCUCACCAAGUGUGCCCCCUUGUUUGCUGGGACGGACCAUCGGGCCAUCAUGAUUGACUCCAUGCUCCACACCAUCUAUCGCCUGUCCCGCGGCCGAGCCCUCACCAAGGCUCAGCGGGACGUCAUUGAGGAGUGCCUCAUGUCACUCUGCAAGUACCUUCGACCCUCUAUGCUACAGCAUCUGCUUAGAAGGCUGGUAUUUGAUGUGCCCAUCCUCAAUGAAUAUGCAAAGAUGCCUCUCAAGCUGUUGACCAAUCACUACGAGCGCUGCUGGAAAUAUUACUGCUUGCCUAACGGAUGGGCUAACUUCGGGGUGACCUCAGAGGAAGAGCUGCAUCUUUCUCGUAAACUCUUUUGGGGAAUUUUUGAAUCUUGUGCCCACAAGAAAUAUGAUGCAGAGCUCUUUAAGAUCACCAUGCCCUGCCUCUGUGCUAUAGCAGGAGCCAUCCCUCCUGACUAUGUGGACGCCACCUUCUCCUCUAACACUGAGAAGAAGGCCUCUGUGGAUGCUGAAGGCAACUUUGAUCCCAAACCAGUGGAGACCACCAACACAAUUAUCCCUGAGAGGCUAGACACAUUCAUCAACAAGUAUGCAGAGCACACUCAUGACAAAUGGGCCUUUGAAAAGAUUCAGAACAACUGGACCUACGGAGAGACGUUAGAUGAGAAUGCUAAGACGCACCCGAUGCUCCGACCAUACAAAACGUUCUCUGAAAAGGAUAAGGAGAUCUAUCGCUGGCCCAUUAAGGAAUCCAUCAAAGCCAUGUUGGCAUGGGAGUGGACCUUGGAGAAAGCCCGGGAUGGCGAAAUAGAAGUCGAGAAGAAAACUGCCACACGAAAAAUCUCCCAAACUGCUCAGGUUCAAGGCUACAACCCUCAGCCAAUAGACAUUGCAGCAAUGGCCCUGUCCAGAGAGCUGCAGUCUAUGGCUGAGCAGCUGGCUGAAAACUACCACAACACCUGGGGCAGGAAGAAGAAGCUGGAGCUACAGGACAAAGGCGGUGGCAGCCACCCUCUGCUUGUGCCUUAUGACACCCUGACGGCUAAGGAGAAGGCCAGGGACAGGGAGAAGGCCCAGGACCUGCUCAAGUUCCUCCAGCUGAAUGGAUAUGCUGUGACAAGGGGUAUGAAGGACAUGGAGCAGGACAUUUCCUCCAUUGAGAAGCGUUUUGCCUACGGCUUCCUCCAGAAGCUUCUCAAAUGGAUGGACAUUGCCCAGGAGUUCAUCGCUCAUCUUGAGGCUGUGGUUAGUAGUGGUAGAGUGGAGAAAUCACCACAUGAACAAGAGAUCAAAUUCUUUGCCAAGAUCCUCUUGCCGCUGAUCAAUCAGUACUUCAAGAAUCACUGCCUCUACUUCCUCUCCACUCCUGCUAAAGUCUUGGGUAGUGGAGGGCAUUCAUCCAAUAAGGAGAAGGAAAUGAUUGCAAGUAUCUUCUGUAAGUUGGCUGCUUUGGUGAGGCACAGAGUCUCUCUUUUUGGAACGGAUGCAGGUGCAGUGGUAAACUGUCUGCACAUUUUGUCAAGAUCACUUGAUGCCAGGACUGUCAUGAAAUCAGGGCCUGAGAUUGUGAAGGCUGGUCUGCGUCAGUUCUUUGAGAGUGCUGCUGAUGACAUUGAGAAGAUGGUUGAGAAUCUGAAACUGGGUAAAGUGUCCAGUCGAAACCAGGUAAAGGGUGUGGCACAAAACAUCAACUACACCACCACAGCCCUGCUGCCGGUCCUCACGUCACUGUUUGACCACAUCGCUCAGCACCAGUUUGGAGAUGACGUCAUGUUGGAUGACUUGCAAAUAUCCUGCUAUCGUACAAUGUGCAGCAUCUACUCUUUGGGCACUGUGAAGACUCCACAUGUAGAGAAACAGCGACCGGCUCUCGGGGAGUGUUUGGCCCACUUAGCAGCUGCGAUGCCAGUGGCCUUCCUGGAGCCAACACUGAAUGAGUUCAACACAUUUUCUGUUUAUACCACCAAGACCCCCAGAGAGAGAUCCAUUCUGGGUCUUCCCAACCAAGUGGAGGAGCUGUGCCCUGACAUCCCAGAGCUGGAGAUCCUGAUGAAGGAGAUCCAUGAUCUGGCUGAGUCUGGUGCACGCUACACAGAAAUGCCCCAUGUGAUUGAGAUUACCCUGCCCAUGCUGUGUAACUACCUCCCUCGCUGGUGGGAGAGAGGCCUAGAGAACUUCCCAGAGCAGGAGGGCCAGCUCUGCACCGACGUCACCUCCGAGCAACUCAACAAGCUGCUGGGUAGCAUCAUGAAGAUUGUGGUUAACAACCUGGGUAUAGAUGAAGCCUCCUGGAUGAAAAGAUUGGCAGUGUUCGCCCAGCCCAUUGUCAACAGGGCUAAACCAGAGAUGCUUAAAUCUCACUUCAUCCCCACCAUGGAGAAGCUAAAGAAGCGCUCAGGGAAGGUGGUGGCCGAGGAGGAUCAUCUGCGCAUGGAGGGCAAGACGGAGGUGGACAGUGAAAACGGGACCAUCCGAGAUGAGUUUGCUGUGCUGUGUCGAGACCUGUACGCUCUCUACCCGUUGCUCAUCCGCUACGUGGACAAUAACAGAGCGAGAUGGUUGACCUGUCCAGACCCAGAUGCAGAGGAGCUCUUCAGGAUGGUGGGAGAAGUGUUUAUUUUCUGGUCCAAAUCCCACAAUUUUAAACGAGAGGAGCAGAACUUUGUGGUGAUGAAUGAAAUCAACAACAUGUCCUUCCUCACUGCUGACAGUAAGAGCAAGAUGAGCAAGUCUGGAGGCUCGGAGCAGGAGCGGACCAAAAAGAAGCGGCGGGGCGAUCGCUACUCUGUGCAGACCUCCCUUAUUGUAGCGGCAUUGAAGAAGAUGCUUCCCAUCGGCCUCAACAUGUGCUCUCCUGCAGACCAGGAGCUCAUCAAUCUUGCAAAGAUCAGAUACUCACUGAAAGACACGGAUGAAGAGGUGAGGGAGUUCUUGCACAAUAAUCUCCAUUUGCAAGGCAAAGUGGAGGAUCCGGCUAUGAGGUGGCAGAUGUCUCUUUAUAAGGAGAUGUCUGGAAAAGCUGAAGAUGCCGAGGACCCUGAGAAAGUGGUGAAAAGAGUACAGGAGGUGUCCGCUGUCCUUUACCACAUUGAGGUGACAGAGCAUCCGUUCAAGUCAAAGAAAAUGGUUUGGCACAAGCUCCUGUCCAAACAGCGUCGCAGGGCUGUGGUGGCCUGUUUCAGGAUGACGCCCCUGUACAACAUCCCCGCGCACAGGGCAACCAACAUGUUCUUGGAUGCAUACAAGCGCAACUGGUUAGAGACUGAGGGUUACUCAUUUGAGGACAAGAUGAUUGACGAUUUAUCAAAAGCCAUGGAAGAAGAGGAGGAAGAGGAAGAGGAGACCGAGACAAAGCCUGAUCCCCUUCAUCAGUUGAUUCUUCAUUUCAGUCGCACCGCUCUCACAGAAAAGACCAAGCUAGACGUAGACCAUCUUUAUAUGUCAUAUGCUGAUAUUAUGGCAAAGAGCUGCCACAUUAAUGAGGAGGACGAAGGGGGAGAACAGGAGGGGGAGGAACCAGCCUUUGAGGAAAAGGAGAUGGAGAAACAGAGACUUCUGUACCAGCAGUCCCGUUUACACAACCGUGGGGCUGCUGAGAUGGUGCUGCAGAUGAUCAGCGCCUGUAAAGGUGAACCUGGAGUCAUGGUUUCUUCCACACUCAAACUGGGAAUCUCCAUCCUCAAUGGAGGCAACAGUGAUGUACAGCAGAGGAUGUUGGACUAUCUGAAGGAUAAAAAGGAUGUGGGAUUCUUCCUCAGCGUUCAGUCUCUGAUGCAGACCUGCAGUGUUUUGGACCUGAAUGCUUUUGAGAGACAGAACAAGGCUGAGGGACUUGGGAUGGUUUCAGAGGAGGGUUCUUUAAUUAUUAUAAAACAGAAUGAGAAAGUGAUGGCUGACGAUGAAUUUACAUGCGACCUCUUCCGCUUCCUUCAGCUUCUUUGCGAGGGCCACAAUAAUGAUUUCCAGAACUACCUGAGAACUCAGACAGGCAGCACCACCACCAUCAAUAUCAUCAUCUGCACUGUGGACUACCUCCUUCGACUACAGGAGUCCAUCAGUGACUUCUACUGGUAUUACUCAGGAAAAGACAUCAUUGAUGAGCCUGGUAAGAGGAAUUUCUCCAAAGCAAUGACUGUGGCGAAACAGGUCUUCAACAGCUUGACUGAGUACAUCCAGGGUCCCUGUACUGGUAACCAGCAGUCUCUGGCCCACAGCAGGUUGUGGGAUGCUGUUGUGGGUUUCCUGCACGUCUUUGCUCACAUGAUGAUGAAACUUGCUCAGGACUCCAGUCAAAUUGGACUAUUAAAGGAACUGUUGGAUCUUCAGAAGGACAUGGUAGUGAUGCUUCUGUCCCUACUUGAAGGCAAUGUGGUAAACGGUACCAUUGCCAGGCAGAUGGUUGACAUGCUGGUGGAGUCCUCCAGCAAUGUGGAGAUGAUCCUUAAAUUCUUCGACAUGUUCCUCAAGCUCAAGGACAUAGUUGCAUCUGAUGCUUUCCGUGACUAUGUGACGGAUCCCCGUGGGCUAAUCUCCAAGAAGGACUUCUCCAAGGCCAUGGACAGCCAGAAGCAAUACUCUCCCUCAGAAAUCCAGUUCCUCCUCUCUUGCUCAGAGGCCGAUGAGAACGAGAUGAUCAAUUUUGAGGAAUUUGCUGAUCGUUUUCAGGAGCCAGCCAAAGACAUUGGAUUCAAUAUCGCCGUUCUGCUCACAAACCUAUCGGAGCACGUACCCCACGACGCUCGCCUUCAGAACUUCCUGGAGCAGGCAGAGAGCGUGCUCAAUUACUUCCGUCCUUUCCUCGGCCGCAUCGAGAUCAUGGGAUACAGCAGGAAGAUCGAGCGUAUUUACUUUGAGAUCAGCGAGGCGAACCGCAACCAGUGGGAGAUGCCACAAGUUCGAGAGUCCAAACGGCAGUUCAUCUUUGACGUGGUCAACGAGGGCGGUGAAAGUGAGAAAAUGGAGCUCUUUGUAAACUUCUGUGAGGACACCAUCUUUGAGAUGAACAUCGCUGCGUCUAUCUCUGAGCCUGAAGGUGAAGGUGAAGAAGAGGAAGAUGAUGAAGAAGAAGAGGAGGGCGGAGGAGAUGAAAGAGACACUGGAGAAGGAGAGGAUGGCAACGGAGAAGGUGCACCUCCAGAGUCGACCUCAGCCUUUGCAGACUUCCUGACAAGUGUGGUUAACUUCUUUAACAUGUUCACCUUCCGUAACCUGCGACGUCGUUAUCGGAAACUAAGGAAAAUGACGGUGAAGGAGAUGGUGGUCGGCAUGGCUACGUUUAUCUACACCGUUCUGAUGGGUAUCUUGAUGUUUGUCUACAGUAUAUGUAAGGGCUUCUUCACACUCAUAUGGAAGGUGCUGUUUGGCGGAGGCUUAGUGGAGGGUGCCAAGAAGAUGACGGUGACUGAGAUCCUUGCCAGCAUGCCAGAUCCAACACAGGACGAAGUUCACGGGGAGCUACCACCUGAACCAGGGGCUCGAGAGGACCAAGAAAUGGACGGAGCAGCAGAUCUCUUAGAUGCAGUGGUAGGAGAGGAGGAGGAGGGGGAGGAUGGUGAGGAUAGGGAAGGACGCCUGCCUGGUUUCAACACUCCUGGGGGACUUGGCGACUUUGGUGAGACGACACCAGAGGAACCUCCGACUCCAGAGGGUACACCGCUGCUGAAGAAGAAAUUGUUGACGACCGCAGUCGAAGGACAGGAAGGAGAAGGAGGAGAAGGAGAAAAGGCUGAACCGGAAGAAGAGGCUGCUCAAGAGACCGAGAAAGCAGACACCGAGAAUGGCGAGAAGGCAGAGAAGGCAGAGCCUGAACCCGAGGUAAAGGAGGAAGAGCCCGAGGAGGAGGAGGAGAAACCGGUGAAGGCCAAGGCAAAGAAGGAGAAGAAACCCGUUGAGCAGGGCUUUGAGCUGUGGAAUGAGCUUGAGAUUCAGAGGGUGAAAUUCAUGAACUACCUUUCUCGUAACUUCUACAACCUGCGAUUCUUGGCCCUCUUCAUCGCCUUCGCUCUCAAUUUCAUCCUGCUCUUCUACAAGGUGUCUGACAGUCCUCGAGGUGAAGAGGAGUUUGAGGGUUCUGGUCUGUUUGAGGGUUCUGGCUUAUUCGAAGGCUCUGGUGCUGAGGAAGAAGGCUCUGGAUUAGAUGAUGGAGGAGAAGACGAAGAAGAUGAAGGUCCCCAGUACUUCUUCUUGGAGGAGAGCACGGGCUACAUGGAACCUGCCUUAGCCUUUUUAAGUAUCGUCCACACCAUAAUCUCCUUCCUCUGCAUCAUUGGCUACAACUGCCUCAAGGUUCCUCUGGUUAUAUUCAAGAGAGAGAAGGAGCUGGCCAGAAAGCUGGAGUUUGAUGGUCUCUAUGUCACUGAGCAGCCCGAAGACGACGACAUCAGGGGCCAAUGGGACAGACUGGUGCUCAACACUCCCUCUUUCCCCAACAAUUACUGGGACAAGUUUGUGAAAAGAAAGGUGCUGGAUAAAUAUGGGGACAUCUACGGCAGAGAGAGGAUUGCAGAGUUGCUAGGUAUGGACUUGGCUUCUCUAGAUGUCAGCGCCAUGAUGCACGAAAAGAAGGCUGAGCCUGACACCUCAAUGUUCAGCUGGAUAACAUCUAUUGACAUCAAGUACCAGAUCUGGAAGUUUGGUGUUGUGUUCACUGACAAUACCUUCCUUUACCUGUGUUGGUAUCUGUUAAUGUCUAUGCUUGGACACUACAACAACUUCUUCUUCGCCUGCCAUCUUCUGGACAUCGCCAUGGGAGUGAAAACCCUGCGCACCAUUCUGUCCUCUGUCACUCACAAUGGCAAACAGCUGAUGAUGACAGUGGGUUUACUGGCCGUAGUGGUGUACCUCUACACUGUGGUGGCCUUCAACUUCUUCCGCAAAUUUUACAACAUGAGUGAGGAUGAGGAUGAGCCGGACAUGAAGUGCGAUGACAUGAUGACUUGUUACCUGUUCCACAUGUAUGUCGGCGUGCGUGCUGGUGGUGGUAUAGGAGAUGAAAUUGAGGACCCCGCUGGAGAUGAAUAUGAGCUCUACCGUGUGGUCUUUGACAUUACCUUCUUCUUCUUCGUCAUUGUCAUCCUGUUGGCUAUCAUUCAGGGUUUGAUCAUUGAUGCCUUUGGAGAGCUGAGAGACCAGCAGGAGCAGGUCAGAGAGGAUAUGGAGACAAAGUGUUUCAUCUGUGGAAUAGGGAGCGACUACUUUGAUACGACGCCGCACGGCUUCGAGACACACACUUUAGAAGAGCACAAUUUAGCCAACUACAUGUUCUUCCUAAUGUAUCUCAUCAAUAAAGAUGAAACAGAACACACAGGACAGGAGUCAUACGUGUGGAAGAUGUACCAGGAGCGAUGCUGGGACUUCUUCCCUGCCGGUGACUGCUUCAGGAAGCAGUAUGAGGAUCAGCUCGGAUAA
This is a messenger RNA of Scomber scombrus (Atlantic mackerel), 15529 nucleotides long. RefSeq names its product ryanodine receptor 1b (skeletal) (gene ryr1b). The transcript is spliced from 105 exons. Gene Ontology annotation, molecular function: protein binding; ryanodine-sensitive calcium-release channel activity. The coding region runs from base 314 to 15529 and encodes 5071 amino acids. Gene Ontology annotation, cellular component: sarcoplasmic reticulum membrane; calcium channel complex; sarcolemma. Gene Ontology annotation, biological process: calcium ion transmembrane transport; intracellular calcium ion homeostasis. Lineage: Eukaryota; Metazoa; Chordata; Actinopteri; Scombriformes; Scombridae. The record is from RefSeq and is a predicted model, not a curated record.